Chenopodium quinoa (quinoa) is the source of this 732-nucleotide messenger RNA. Its product is annotated as cytochrome c oxidase subunit 5C-like. Lineage: Eukaryota; Viridiplantae; Streptophyta; Magnoliopsida; Caryophyllales; Amaranthaceae. The record is from RefSeq and is a predicted model, not a curated record. The transcript is spliced from 2 exons. Bases 165 to 356 code for a protein of 63 amino acids.
AUUAAACAAAAAUAUGGACCAUAAAAAGCCCAGCUAAACUACCGAAGUCUUCGUCUCAAAUCGCAAACCAUAAUUUCUGUUCUUCGUCAUUCCCAAAUCUUCGCCUCUCUCUCUCUCUCUCCCAUCGUAUUCAACAUUUCCGCCUUUUCUUCCUGGUGAUAAAUAUGGCUGGCUCAAAGGUUGCUCAUGCUGCCUUGAAAAGUCCCAGUGUUGUGAAAGAGAUAUUUAUUGGUUUUGGACUUGGCUUGGUUGCUGGUACCAUGUGGAAGAUGCACCACUGGAAUGAGCAGAGAAAAGUGAGAUCCUUCUAUGACAUGCUGGAGAAGGGCCAGAUCAGUGUGGUCGUAGAAGAGUAGAUCAUAUUUGAUGAAACUAUGUUUUUGAUUAAGUCGGUGUCUUUGAACAGCUCGUUGGUCGUUUCUGCUGCUCAUUGUAGAGGAAAGCAGUGCAUAAACCCAUGAUUAAUAAUUUUUUUUAUACUGAAAGUUGAUGAUGUGGAUUUUGUGUUAUAUCAUGUUUUCUCCACUCUUACUGCGGUGUAAACCUUGAAAGUUGUCAUUACCCUUUGAGGUGAAUGUUUAUGAGAACAUGAUAACUAUUUUUUUUCUGUCGUAGUCUUCUCUGAUCGUUUUUCUUUAGUAAACUGUAUAAUAUCAGUAUGCUUGAGAGUGACAACCUAAAUACGGAUGUUGUCUUUGUGAUCAGAGGCAGUUGUCCUAUAUCUUUCUUUUC